Molecule: messenger RNA, 1530 nt
Organism: Exophiala aquamarina CBS 119918
Lineage: Eukaryota; Fungi; Ascomycota; Eurotiomycetes; Chaetothyriales; Herpotrichiellaceae
Product: 3-deoxy-7-phosphoheptulonate synthase
Exons: 1
Coding region: 1-1530 (509 amino acids)
Biological process (GO): aromatic amino acid biosynthetic process
Molecular function (GO): 3-deoxy-7-phosphoheptulonate synthase activity
Source: RefSeq, a predicted model, not a curated record
AUGGCUACAAAUGGCGAGCCAAAUGCUGCCUGGACACCUUCGGGUUGGAAGAGCAAGCCUAUUGUGCAAGGGGUCACAUAUGACGACCAAGCAUCGUUCACGAAAGCACUUGGAAAGCUGGCCACUCUCCCACCCCUCGUCACACCUCGAGAAAUCGUCAAGUUGAAGAAUGAAUUGCGAGAAGUAGCCUUGGGAAACGCGUUUUUAUUACAAGGCGGCGACUGCGCCGAGCUCUUCGACUACUGCAACCAAGACAUGAUUGAAGCCAAAGUCAAGCUGCUUCUGCAGAUGUCACUGGUUUUGAUCUAUGGUGGGAAGAAGAAGGUUGUCCGCAUCGCCCGAAUGGCGGGUCAGUAUGCGAAGCCGCGGUCCUCUCCCAUGGAAACAGUCAAUGGAGUCACCAUGGCUAGUUUCCGAGGCGACAUACUGAACAGCUAUGAGGCUGACCCAGCAGCUCGGAUACCGGACCCUAACAGGCUGGUCGAUGCCUACUUCCACUCUGCUGCCACCCAAAACUACCUACGUGCAGCUCUAUCUUCCGGACUCGCCGAUUUGCAUGCUCCAUUAGAUUGGAGCCUAGGCCAUGUCCGUGAUCCAAUGGUCCGAGACGAUUAUCAACGUAUCGUUGAGCGAAUCAGAGAUACCUUGGAUAUGAUGCGUACGAUAGGACUCGACACUGCCGGUGGCCUUGAGACAGUAGACCUUUUCACCUCUCACGAGGGUUUAUUGCUCGAGUACGAAGAAACACUCACCCGUCGGUUCAAGCAUCCUCCAAAUGCUCUGUCGACAAACAUCCCCAUCUCCAGGCCCUGGAGCUCUUCAAAAUCUCGCAAGGCUUCGCUCCCCACUCAGCUGCCGCCACCUCUGCCUCCAACAGAGGCAUAUUACGACACAUCUGCGCACUUCAUCUGGAUUGGUGACCGUACACGACAAUUGACACACGCGCACGUUGAUUUCUUCCGCGGCAUUGCCAACCCAAUCGGUAUCAAAGUUGGUCCCAGCAUGCCUCCCGCAGAUCUUGUCCCUCUACUCAACAUAUUGAAUCCUUCUUACGAGGUUGGCAAAAUUGUUCUCAUUACCAGAUAUGGCCAUGACAAGGUUGGGACACACUUGCCAGGGCAUAUCCGUGUCGUGCAGCAAUCGCCUCACCGAGACACAGUCGUGUGGCAAUGUGACCCCAUGCACGGCAACGGAAGAAACGCCACCGUCUCAGUUCCAAAUUCAUCAGGCACAAGCACAACAACAAUUAAGACCCGUCGAUUCUCUGAUAUCCUGUCAGAGCUUCGCCAGGCCCUGCAGAUUCAUCGAUCAAUGUCCAGCUACCUGGGCGGAGUACACUUAGAGCUCACAGGUGAAGCAGUCACAGAAUGCGUUGGUGGAGCAGAACAACUCACUGAGGAGGACCUGAGUCUCAACUAUACAACGUUCUGCGAUCCAAGAUUAAAUGAGAAGCAGGCACUCGAAUUGGCAUUCCUAGUAGCGGGAUUUUAUAGGGAGUCUGAGGCGACAGGCGACAAAAGCAAACAAUAG